Messenger RNA from Ostertagia ostertagi, 306 nucleotides. The record is from the annotation of a GenBank genome assembly. NCBI's taxonomy places the organism in Eukaryota, Metazoa, Nematoda, Chromadorea, Rhabditida, Trichostrongylidae.
AUGCUAACCUUUGGCGAUCGAUUUCUACAUUCAUCCGAAAAAAGAUCACACGAAGAAUCUGGCACGAAUGCUCUGGAGUCGUCAUCGAUCAUUCUACCUAUGAGAUUGUGGCAUCGAUGCACGGGCAGUUUGAACGGACUCUCAGCUUCAGCUUGCGAGGACUUUUCUGAUAUCGGUGAAAUGUCCAAAACCUUCUUGGCAAUGUUCGAAAAGGUAUUUGCGGUCACCGCUCGUGUGAUGGUCGAACGCUGUCGCUUGCACAAAGGCAUCCCACUGCCUAUUUUCGACAACGUGACCAUAUCAGGC